AUGACAUUGGUGGCAGCACUCUUACAAGUGACACCAAUAGUUGAAGAAGCAGGAUACACCAUGAUCCAACUCGACGAAGUAGAAAUCGUUGACGAAGUAAAUACGAUACUACAUAUUAUACACCCGAAAGAGCUAACAAGUUUGGUGGAGGAAAUGGAAGAAAACAUAAGACAAGCAGACCUAAAAAAGUGGUAUCAGUUCGCGGGUAAUCUGAAUGAUAUCUCACAGAUACAAAUCCCACGAUGGAUAAAUUAUGCCCCAGAGCACAAAGUCGAACUACAUGGCUUCUGUGAUGCCUCUGAAAAGGCAUAUUGUGCCACCAUCUAUGUGCGCACACAAUCUGACACAGCGACCACCAGUCACCUACUGGUAGCCAAAGCAAAGGUGGCUCCGCUAAAAACAAUAAGUCUGCCACGACUGGAACUAUGUGGUGCGCUACUACUAGCCAAACUAGUAUCCAUGGUGCAAACGCAUCUAAAUAUGACCAAAUAUAAAUUGUAUCUCUGGUCUGAUUCCGAAAUUGUAUUAGCCUGGUUAGAAAAACCUCCACAUGCAUGGAAGACGUAUAUUUCCAAUCGAACGUCUCAAAUCCUUGACCUAGUGGGAUCAGCCACUUGGCGACACGUGGCCAUCGAAAAAUCGACACCUACCACACAAUAUUGGAUGAUAAUGACAUCCUUGAACGAUUUUCAUCGUUCCCCCGAGUACUCAGAGUAG
Molecule: messenger RNA, 717 nt
Organism: Bactrocera tryoni
Lineage: Eukaryota; Metazoa; Arthropoda; Insecta; Diptera; Tephritidae
Exons: 3
Coding region: 1-717 (238 amino acids)
Source: RefSeq, a predicted model, not a curated record